Molecule: messenger RNA, 2502 nt
Organism: Prinia subflava (tawny-flanked prinia)
Lineage: Eukaryota; Metazoa; Chordata; Aves; Passeriformes; Cisticolidae
Product: serine/threonine-protein kinase PAK 3-like
Exons: 5
Coding region: 1-555 (184 amino acids)
Biological process (GO): intracellular signal transduction; regulation of MAPK cascade; protein phosphorylation
Cellular component (GO): cytoplasm
Molecular function (GO): ATP binding; protein serine/threonine kinase activity
Source: RefSeq, a predicted model, not a curated record
AUGGGGGCCGGCAGCUCGGACCCCCAGAGCGAGAGUGGACCCCCUAGUAUCGCGUUUCCGGUCUCCCGAGAGGGUGCUGGCCGAGAACGGGCGGGAAAAGGAGCAGAGUGCCUCGGUCCUCCAAAGUCCAGUUGCAAAACCAAAACCUUAGCGACCAAGGUGGCCAUAAAGAAAAUAAGUCUGGCAGGACCUAGGAAGAAGGAAUUAGCCUCUAAUGAAAUCAAGAUCAUGAAGAGGCUAAGGGGUCCAAGUGUUGUAAAUUAUUUAGGCAGCUACCUUGUGCAUGAAGAAGUCUGGCUGGUCAUGGAGUACAUGGAUGGAGGCACUCUGAGCGACGUCAUCUGUGCGGCUGUCAUGUAUGAAGAGGAGAUCGCUGCAGUCAGUCAGCAGUGCCUGCAAGGACUGGAUUUUCUUCACUCAAACCGUGUGAUCCAUCGAGAUUUGAAGAGCCACAACAUCCUUCUCAGAACUGACGGCUCUGUCAAGCUGGGUGAGUAUAUUCUCGGUCAGGUGCAGCAUUCCAGGGAUGUGCGGUGUGGGGCUGCUUUUGAGUGACUGCCAGCUCACCAAAAAUGCAGCUAGUGGGAGUGAAGGGGCCCCUGCUGCAAGCUGAAGGCACAAUUGCAACAUGCACAGAGGUGUGACAAGGAACCACAAGGAGACAAGAGCGGUGUUGGUCUCUGUGUGUUUGUGUGUGUGUGUCCCUUCCAGAGCGAAAGAGCUACAAUCAAAACCUUCAGGGCAAUAAAGGGCACUGCUGUGAGCAGUGUUUAAAAACCUGGGCAUUUUUGGAAGUGGCCAAUACCAUAGUUCCUUGGCUUAAGCCCGGAGGAAACCAAGUGUGGACAGUUCUCCAGGAGAAUUAACAGCACAUUCUUAGACUGAGAGUGGGGAAUUCUUUUGCUUGGUUUUGCUAAUUUGAGCUGGCUUUCAUUGUAUGAUGUUUUCUUCCCAGCUGAUUUUGGCCUCUUUGCUCAGCUCCCCGCUGAGCAGAGUAGAUGGAGCUCAGUGGCUGGCACUUCUGGGUGGAUGGCGCCUGAGGUUGUGACAGGUGAACCAUAUGGCCCCAAAGUGGACAGAUGGUCUUUUGGAAUUGUGGAAAUGGAAAUGGUGGAACGACAAGUUCCUUACCGGAAUGAAAGUAGGUAAGGUGCAAAUACUCUUUGAUCCUGCUGUCUUCCUCACCUAUCCCACAUUCUGUGCCAUUGGACAAAAUCCCAUUGCCAUCUGCUGGCACCACUUCCACCAAGAUCCACUUCCAAAGAUGUCCCUGCAGCACAUCAGCAUGUGCUGUAGGUUUGGAUGUAUCAGAAGGGAAGGGAGGUAAGCAGUUCAGAAACCUGCCAUUUGGGCCUUCAGCCAUGCCUGACAUUUCCCAUUGACUUUUUAAACACUGUUGGAGCUCUGUCUCUGAAGGAGAGGAAUUUUUCAGUGGAAUGUUUAGAUGUGUUAAAAAUACCUUUCCAGCUGGAGGUUUAAUCUUUGCAGUUUCAGUUUUAUAGAAAAAGUAAGAAAAAAGUAAAAAGCAAAAGCAAACUAAAAAGCAAAAGAAAAGCCAAAAGAAAAAUAAAUACCAAAAGUAAUGGAGAACGAAAAGGAGCAGGAGAAGGAGGAGGAGCAGGAGAAGAAAAGGAAAAAGGAAAAAGGAAAAAGGAAAAAGGAAAAGGAAAAGGAAAAGGAAAAGGAAAAGGAAAAGGAAAAGGAAAAGGAAAAGGAAAAGGAAAAGGAAAAGGAAAGAACAACCACCAAAGCAUUCCUAAAGCAGUUCUGCUUGCUUUGUCCAUUGUUAACAACAGCACAACAAUUUUCUUCCAAACUCUAGCAUCUUUCUCAGAUCCUGUGGGUCUUCCAAGCUUUUAGGCUUUCAAAUCACCUGUACAUCAUUCGGUCAUGUGCAUGAGUGGCCUGGAUAAGUUUAGGAUGUGUUUUUCUCUGACUGCAGCUCGAACUGUAGGCGGCACCCUUGGCUGUUUCUCGGUACUUUAACAAGUUGAUAGGUUUGCCGUCAAGUGCCGGGGCUGGGAUCCAAGGUGGGUGGUUGACACCGGUGCUGUUCCUUUGCUGUAGGAGCAGGGACAGCCCUGGGUUGCACAGUUGUAAGGACAGUGAGGACUCCAGCUCCCCACCAUGUCCAGGGGCUGAGCUCAGCUGCAGAGGGACAGGACAAAACCCCCUUUGUGACCUCUGGUGGAGUGCGAAAAGGAAUGAAAGCGACCAUCAUUCUUUGUACUCAGGGGGAGUGUGUUUACUGUUUUAGGCUUGGAAAUUUUCCUCUGGAAUGAAGAGGACAGUAACAAAGUCUCUUUGGUCACCAGUUAUUUCAGUGCCACCAGCACAGAGCUGUUGGUAUUGUGAUGGGCGCGUUUAUGGAGACCAGGCUGGAGCCUGGUGUCCUGCAGAGAGCCUGCCAAAACUUCCCAUUUUUUGCCCAGCACUUUCUGCAAUGGGCACACCAUUAAUGCAUUGAGUGGAGUAUCCAAAUCAGCAGAGGGAUACCGUAGG